GCUUUAUAUCUUGGAAAAAUCAGUGUGUGUGGCGGAGGACAUGGAACCGCCGGCAACCGCAACGAAACGCUCCUCCCGGCAGCUUAUAUUCGACCGCCGCUACGGCUGGGGGGUCGACGAAUGGAAGGAUCCGUCGGAGGAAGCUCUCGCCGGCGGCCGAGGGAUGUUUUGUAUUGUUCCCUUGGCGAAAACCGUCGUUCAGGCUGCUUCACAAUCAGCCAAUUCAGCUGUAAAAGUUAUGGAUAGCGCGUUCUUAUUCCCUCCUCAGGUGUUGAAGACCAAUGUGGGCAACGAGCUUCAGAAAUGGGCGGCGAGUGUUAUGCGAAGGCAGGGAACACAAAAUGAGUGAAGUGUGUUGGAUUGUGGCCUUGUGGGUUUAGCUCUUAUGUCGAUGUUGGCUUCCGCUAUCUUUCCUACAGACUUGGAUUGUUCCGCUUUGUCUGUAGCUUAAUCUUUUGCUAGUAAUAAGGGUGAAACUAUCUGUAGAACAAAUAUAUAAAUCGUUUUUCAUAAUUGAAGGGUAAAAUCUGACAAGGCAA
Tarenaya hassleriana is the source of this 539-nucleotide messenger RNA. RefSeq lists its product as uncharacterized. The record is from RefSeq and is a predicted model, not a curated record. NCBI's taxonomy places the organism in Eukaryota, Viridiplantae, Streptophyta, Magnoliopsida, Brassicales, Cleomaceae. The transcript has 4 exons. Bases 41 to 349 code for a protein of 102 amino acids.